CGUGAUGAGGAUUUCAUCUUGGCUUGCUCGCUGUGUGUGGCGCUACCGAGCUAGAGCCGCGAGCGACCGCCCUACUUUGUAUAGGACUUCUGGCCUUUAUACAACGCAUCGCAGGUCAUCGCGCGCAAAACAUAAGUGCGUUUUCAUCAGAUGCCCUGGCCGGCUGAACUGUACACCAACAUCAAGCACUAACCUCAUCUCAUCUGCUUAGCAAAAUUAUUUUGCAUGGCGGCAUCAGUACCUAUCGUGCCAAACCCACCACAGUUUAAUCCCCUAAGACCUUUCCACGCAAUCGUCUACGUCCGAAAGGCGAAACACGCCGUUUUGAGGCUCUUCUCACAUAAUGUCUUCAACUCCAAAUAGCUCCAUUUCCAACGAUGGAAAAAGCCCGACAUACGCGCUGGACCAAGCACACACAAGCCUCCAACCACCAUAUGGGCUGCGACUGGGCACGAUCCUGACUCUUCCCCCGCCGCAAAAGGCGCCCCUAGUUACUGGGACAGCCGCGUCGCAGAUCUACCCUCAUCCAUUAAACUACCCCAGCCAGAAUCUCGGCGCUCAGCUGCUUCCCAACAUAAAAGCACCGCCUCUGAAAUUUGGAUACCCAGCGGUAGACUCGUUCAACUACCCGUCCUUGAACCAACCACAAGGGCCUGCCACCCCAAAGCUUCCGCAGCUCCCACAGGUUUCGCUACAAAACCUACCGCAAACCAGCUUUCCGUUAUCGACACCAAAAUUCCCUGCCGUCAACGACAAAGCGUUGCUGCAAGUCUUCCAGCCUCCUCAAGGCAUUUUCCAAGCGUUUGCACCCCAGAACCAUCUGCUUCCGCCGCAGUUUCCUACACAGAGUCUCGAGGUCAAAAGUCUCGUAGCGAACGGGAACACCACCCUUAAUACAUCUUCAGAACCAGCAUACUCCAAGCAGAUCCGGUAUUCUUCAUCGGAUUCUGAAAAUGAAAAAUCUCCCCAACAAGACGGAUACAACCAUACUCCUAAAUUCAUUCAUUCUAAACAUUCUAAAGCAUCCAAAGACGCCAAGCUGAACAGGUUGAAGUUCACAAGCGCUCUGACACCUGAAUACAAGCCGUUUGUAUGUGCCUCUGAGGGUUGCAACUGGUCCUUUGCUCGAAAGUCCGAUUUGCGGAGACACGCUAAGUCGCACAUCGCCCCAGGAUUUCAUUGUCCAUAUUGGAAGAAUGACCCCACAUGUCACCGAAACGGCGGAUCUUUUAGCCGAUUAGAUGUGUUGAAAAGACACUUACGCUUGGUGCAUUACAUCAAAGACAAGGACAAAGCUCAUAGCGCCGCAGACCCAGGAUGGUGCAGAGCGUGCCAAAAAUUGUUUCUGACCUCCAAAAGUUUUAUUAGUCAUUGUGAGGAUUGCGCCAGUCAGGUUGCUCCAGCUGAGUGGAAAGCAAACACCUCUCCAAAAGAACAGACCAGUGUGGCAGAUGAAUAAUACUUGAAUCUCCGUCACAUUUUCUAAUUUCUUAAAUGC
Messenger RNA from Metschnikowia bicuspidata var. bicuspidata NRRL YB-4993, 1498 nucleotides. RefSeq lists its product as uncharacterized. Gene Ontology annotation, molecular function: DNA-binding transcription factor activity, RNA polymerase II-specific; RNA polymerase II cis-regulatory region sequence-specific DNA binding. The transcript has a single exon. The coding region runs from base 344 to 1459 and encodes 371 amino acids. Gene Ontology annotation, biological process: regulation of transcription by RNA polymerase II. NCBI's taxonomy places the organism in Eukaryota, Fungi, Ascomycota, Pichiomycetes, Serinales, Metschnikowiaceae. The record is from RefSeq and is a predicted model, not a curated record.